Molecule: messenger RNA, 1416 nt
Organism: Xylona heveae TC161
Lineage: Eukaryota; Fungi; Ascomycota; Xylonomycetes; Xylonales; Xylonaceae
Exons: 4
Coding region: 81-1277 (398 amino acids)
Biological process (GO): ubiquitin-dependent protein catabolic process
Cellular component (GO): cytoplasm; proteasome regulatory particle, lid subcomplex; nucleus
Molecular function (GO): proteasome binding; endopeptidase activator activity; ubiquitin binding
Source: RefSeq, a predicted model, not a curated record
CGGCCAGUAUCGGACGUCAGCAGCCGCAACGUCAACAUCCUCCAUAGCAUCUCAGGGCGAUUUGUGGACCAUCGUAAGGAAUGUCCAUCCUUCCGAUACUUACGUUCAAAGCUGGUAUCUGUGACCUAGAUACCAGCACCUCGCCACCCAAGGUUCGACCUAAGACUCAGCCUGGCUACAUAUAUCUCUACGCUGAGGAUGAGCUAGUUCAUUUCUGCUGGCGGCCUCGCUCCGCACCUCUAGACCACCCUGAGCUCGAUCUUGUUAUGGUUCCGACCGAUGGGCAUUUUCAACCGUAUGACUACGAAGAUCAGCCAGCGACAUCGUCCCAAAUCAGAACUCCGACCAAUGGCCGUAUCUAUGUCCUGAAGUUUUCUUCAAGCUCCCAACGACACCUUUUCUGGCUUCAGUCUAAGAGCCAACAUCCUUCUGGCAAUCCUGGCUGGUUUAGUCCUCGCGACCUAAAGCUGGGUCAAAUUAUUGACCAGCUCCUCCAGGGAGAAGAAGUGGAUGUUCAUGAUGAAAUUGCGAACAUUCAAAACGACAAUGACGAUGAGCCUGACGGCGACGAGACGAUGGAGGAUAUUGAGGGUACUGGUGAACAUGGUGGCGAUCAUCACGGAAGCAGUGGUGGUGGUGCUGGACCAGACGCUACCGGUGGUGAUAUUCGGGAAGAAGGGGAGCCUUCAAGAGAGGGCGGGGCAGAUGGUGGCAGAGCCCUUUCCUCAACCGACCCUUCUACAAUCGUUCAAAACUUUCUAAAUUCAUUAAAAGGAGCCCCGAGCAUGGGACCGGCGUCUCAAGCGGAGGGAAAGCUCUUUACGACGCUAGGGGAUCUUCUCCCCGCCGAAACCACAGCUCCUGUAAUUGAGGCUGCGGGACAGUCCACGGUGGAUCAUCUGCUCUCAUUUCUCCCGCCGGAUUUGAUGCUCCUCGCACAAGAGGUGGACGACAUCUCGUCUGUGGAUCCCAACUCUGAGACCGCUCGGGCUGCCAUCCAGGCGUUGAGUGUCAAUCAAAAGAAAGACAUUCUUAGAAGAGUAGUACGAUCACCGCAAUUCUCCCAGAGCCUUGCCAGCCUCACAGCAGCUCUUCGAGACGGUGGUCUCCCAGGAAUCAGCGAUGCGUUAAGAAUCAAGGUAGAAAAUGGAGGCUUGGUGAGAGGAGGAGGGGUUCCCCUCGGCAGCGGGGAGGCGGUUGAAGCAUUUUUACAAGGCGUCAGGAGAUCUGUCGAGGAGGAGAAUGGCAACCAAAGCAAUCGCAUGGAAACUGAUUAGGACCCUUGUUGAGGAGGGGUAUCAUAUUCCUAGGGAGCGAGCUAGAACCAAUUCAAAGCAAGGUCAUAUAAGUGUCUUGCGCAUUGACCUUCCGUCUUCAAAAGUGAAAAGAUCAAUAACAGCGGUAUUCAUAGGGGAA